This is a messenger RNA of Bactrocera latifrons, 4362 nucleotides long. RefSeq names its product protein phosphatase 1 regulatory subunit 16A (gene MYPT-75D). The transcript has 10 exons. The coding region runs from base 1400 to 3730 and encodes 776 amino acids. Gene Ontology annotation, cellular component: cytoplasm. NCBI's taxonomy places the organism in Eukaryota, Metazoa, Arthropoda, Insecta, Diptera, Tephritidae. Gene Ontology annotation, molecular function: enzyme inhibitor activity; phosphatase regulator activity; protein binding. The record is from RefSeq and is a predicted model, not a curated record.
GUAGCGUCUGAGCGUACGAAGAUUUUACUCGCCAAAAAUAUUUGCAAUUAUUUACCUACAGAAAUGACAUAUUGUUGGCGGCGCGUAUUAUGACAGCGUGUAUGUAAAAAGUGCAGAAAAAACGCAAGAGAAUACAAAAAUAUUAUUGGCAACAACAUUGUGACAGUUUCACGUGAUUGUCAUUAAAUCGCGCGUUCGUCUGCACUGCUCGCGCACCUUUGCGGCUUACCUACACAUUUGACCGCAAGUAAUUUAUGGUAUUUUAUGGUGCGAAAGUGCAAAUAAAUGUAAAAAAAGCAAAGCCUAAAAAACGAGUAAAAAAUUUAUAGAAAUAGUUGAGAGAGAAAAACAGCAAACUCAACAAUAAAGUGUGCGCAAUCGACGUUUGAUAAGAAAGGCAAGCUGCAAUAAAUAAAAAAAAAAAAAUAAUAUUAACGGCAUAAAUCUGCAAAAAACUCGCUUUUUACGCUUACGUGUAACGUAAAGAUCUGCGCUCUGGCUACCUGAUAGCGCUGUGUGCUUUACCAAAAAGUCAAUCGGCCAGUUAGUCAGUCAAUCACCUGCGUACGGCAAUCAAUUCUUUAGUCACCAGUUUGGUAUUUAUUUAUUUAAUGCUGCUGUUGACCUGCGUUGACAAAGUGAAGCCAUUGAAGUUAUUGUGUAAUAGUAGUUUGUGUGCAAAAUGUGUACUAGUGUAUUAAAUAACGUCAAAUGCAUGAAGAAGUAAUAGCAGACGCAGCAAUAAAAGUCUUCAGUUGUCUAACGUUUGGACCCAACCCUAUUCAAUUGCUGGCGCACAAAACUCGAGACGAAAUGACUAAAUAAGACUGAAAAGAAAAGAAAUAAAACGACAACGCUGAAAAAGUAAGCGUGAAGAACCGUGUGACCAGGCGGAGUAAUCAAAUCACAGAGACGACGACAACGACGGCGAAUGAAUAAAUUCAACAAACGAUUUAACUACCUAAUAGACGAGUUGGUAAUUACGCAUGCGCCCGGUUUGUGGCGUGUGGGUAAGCUGUUGCGGCAAACGCGCGGCGAAAAAGUGGACAAACCAGCAAAACUUGCCAAUCACACAAAAACAACAACAAAAAAACGCAGAAACAAAUUUAAUUAAAAGCAAAUUCUAUGCGCUGCAAGAGAUAGAUUAACAAAGCGCACAACGACAAGAACAACAACACAAAAGCCAACUAUGCGCUGAGCUCAAAAAAACCAUGAAAAAGUUUAUCUUUCUUUUUUAACGCCACACACGCGCGCAUGCAGACAUAUACACAUGCACACUUACUAUCUCAACACACAAGCAAGCAAAACCUUACAUAUCAACGCCACAGCGCGCGCUUCCAAAGCGAACGUCAAACGUUAAAUAAGAUAACCAAUAAUAAAUAAAUACACCGCGACAAACAUGGUCAAGGGCAUUUUGGUGAACCGCAAAGCGGAUGACGCGCACAAGGCGCAGCUGAAAAUGGAGCACGCCGACCUCGUCGCCGAAAUGCAAACGGUGGAAAAUCUGCCGACGCACGAGCGCCUGCAGCUGGCGCGACUCCGCCGCACACAACAGCUUAAGGUCGCGCGUCAAAAGGAGAAGGAGUGGCUGAAAUUGCAACGCGCCAAAGGUAACGCGACCUCAGCGCUCAGCGGCAGUCACACCACACAUCACUUUCGCUCGAACUCGGGCAGCGCCAGUCGCCACAUAUCCUUCGAGAGCAGCGUUGUGCUGCUGGAGGCUGCAAGCCGCAAUGAUAUGCACGAAGUGGCCGAGCUGCUGGAGCGUGGCAUUACGCCGGAUGCGGCGAAUGAGGACGGCUUAACGGCGCUACAUCAAUGUUGCAUCGAUAAUAAUAUUGAAAUGUUGCGCUUGCUGCUGGAGUAUGGCGCGAAUGUGGACGCGCAGGAUAGUGAUAAAUGGACGCCAUUGCAUGCGGCUGCCACAUGCGGACACUUGGAGCUGGUGCGAAUACUCAUCGAUCAUGGUGCGAAUUUGUUGGCAGUGAAUACGGAUGGUAAUAUGCCGUACGAUCUGUGCGACGAUGAGAAUACCUUGGACUACAUAGAGGCUGAGAUGUCGAAGCGCGGCGUGACGCAAGAGCUGAUCGAUGAAACGCGCUCAUCGACGGAGCGUCAAAUGCUGAAGGAUCUGAUGGAGGUGGCGCGCACAGGCGGCGAUCUUGAGGAGCCGGACUACCAGGGUGCUACGCCGUUACACAUAGCUGCGGCAAAUGGCUAUGUGCGUGUGGUGGAGUUCCUGCUGGAGAUGCAUGUCAAUGUGGACGCGGUGGAUAAAGAUAUGUGGUCGCCGGUGCAUGCGGCCGCAUGUUGGGGUCAUUUGGAGGUUCUAGAAAUGCUUGCGCAAUGUGGUGCCGAUCUGAAUGCCAAAAAUAAGGAUGACGAAACGCCUUCAGAUAUCUGCGAAGACCCUGAGAUACGCGAACGCAUCGAACAGCUGAAAACCGAGCAGGAGAGUAAACGGCUGGCAGAGGCGCAACGGCGACGUGUGCGACGCUCACAAAGCAAUAACACGCGCGCCCAGUCUGUGCGCCGCACCUCCCUGCGCGACAAGACGCUAACAACCAAAAAGGACGCCGUCGAAGAGGCGCGUCUGCGUUUACAAGCACAAGAAGUCUUCAUUGCACCGGACGGUACAACGCACGCCGAUACAAAUGGUAUCAGCAGCAGCAGCAACACCACUACCAAUAAUCAUCAUUCCACGUUGGCGCUAUUAGAUGGCGUCAACGACACAACACUUGCCUCCACGCACGACUACAAUUGGCUCACGAAAGCGCCAACAAAUAACAAUAACAACGCCAACAACAAUAAUAAUAAUAACAAUACGAUUAGUAGUAAUAAUAACAACGAUAAGAAAGUGGCAGCAUAUACAGCUAGUCUUGCAACGGCGGCGUCGGCAACCACAACGACAACAACAAACGGUACUGUUAACACGUAUUUGCCACAUUCGCUGUCCGCCAUGGAUGUGAUGGAUGCCUCGUCGCAUGCAUUUAAUUCACGUCGACCGCCGGAGGGUCGUGAAAAUGACGAAUUACAGUUGAACGCCUACAAAGCCGGUGGCGGCGAACAUCAUCGUUCGACAUCGGCGUCAGCAAUGAUUGUUAGCGAUCGUAAUAACAUGGCAGCGGCGGCCGCAUCGACGGUCGGCCCGGAUGCGGUGCACAUACAGUCCAGCAAGGAGGCGGCGAAUGGCAAGAUAAAUGUGCAAGUGACAGUGCUCGUGGACACUACCAAUACGCAUCAUCAUCAACAGCAGCAACAACAACAGUUGCAGCAAAGCAUGCUUAUGCCAGCGCAUACACUCUCCAUGGAGAGUCUGAACUCUUCGGCAGCCACACUGGCCAAUUUGAAGAAGCAACGUUCGCUUUCGCGCACAAAUAACGGUAUAUUGAUAAGUGAAAAUGGUUCUGUUCUAGGAGCCGCCAACAACACCAGCAACACAAUCAACAACCAUUUGCACACCGGCAGCGCCAACAACAACAAUUCAAUACUUGCGAACGACACGAGCAGCGGUGCGGUGAAUCAGCAACCGCUGAGCGGCGGUCUACAUCCCAGUCACUUGGAGUUUAACAACGGUGCGGGCGGUGGUGGUGGUGGUGGUAGUAUAACGAGCGGUGGCGAGCAGUCGACCGGCUACUCGAACGCCUCGUCGAUGAACAAGUUUAGCGGCAUAACGGGUGAUGUAGUUAGUGAUAGCACGAGUUCCAAAAAAUGCUGUACGCUAAUGUGAACGCAAGUGUGUAACAAGUGGUCGGUCGGUGCGGCGAGGAUGUUGUAGCAGCGUUACAGUAUUCGCAGUUGGCAUUUUCAAUUUGUGCAUUUGUUGCAACAAUUUAACAGGGUAUUAAAUAUAUGUUUGUAGGUAUGUAACGGUUAUGCAAGUGUAUUUUUUAGACAAGUUGUUGCACCACAAAUACACACACACACACWAUGUACAUCACAAAAUAUGCAGAAAGUAUACUUCGUUGUAAACUCAAUUCACCAAACACACCACUUAUAUGUUUUUUUGUUGAAAGUGCAUAACUUUGGUGCACUCAUACACGGGUAGGCUACAGACGGCUGUUGUGAGAUUGUUGGUGAGUGGAAAAACAAUUUUUUUUUAUUGAGAAUAUAAAAAUUAGUCAAAAGAUUUUGUUAAGCUAGUUAUUGGGAAUGGCGAACUUUUAAUUAAUUUUAAUUUUUCAAAAUUUUUUCAUUUCAAAAUUUUUUCAAUCCAAAUUUUUUUGUCAUUUUUUGAGUUCCAAUUUUGGGGACAAGAAAAUACUAACUCAAGCACUACGGAGUUAGUAUUUUCUAAGAUUUUUUUUGAAAUUGUCUAAAAACUUAAAUAUUUACAAACUUUUCGAACUUUAUAUUAAUAAA